CGUAAUUGUCAAAAUUGUGAUAAAAAUCUGAACUUGUUUACUAUUAUUUUGUUUGUAUUUCAAUAAAUAUAUUAUCAUACUUUAAAUUUAAUUCGUAAAAUUAACGUACCUUAAACACUUCUUUCUAAUCCCAGUAAGAAUCGCUAAGUAUAUUUAGCAUAGUUCAUUUGUAUUUUCUUUUCGGACGAAGCUACUACACGUACGUCCCAUGCUUGUAAAUUUUCAAACUAACCUAACCUAAUUAUAGCUGUCAAGGUAAAGUGAGAAGUUUAAAAAUUUAUUUUCACUGAUAUUGUAACGAUAAUGGAAGAAGACGAUGACAUUCCAACUCUAUCAGCGGAAACGUUCGCUGCUUUACAAGAGUUCUAUGCGGAACAAGACAAACGACAAGAAAUUUUAAACAAAUUGGAAGCUGAUAAAAAGUUGAAUGAAAAUAUUAUCUUUGAAGAGAAUUGGCAAUUGAGUCAGUUUUGGUACAAUGAAGCAACUAUUCAAGCUCUAGUCAAAGUUAUAGAGAAGUCGGUUCCAAAAGGCGGAAAAGUGGCGCUUAUAUCCUGCCCUACUCUAUUUGUUCCAGCAAAACGACAUAUCGGAGACACAAUCACGAUAUCCUUAUUGGAAUACGACAGAAGAUUUGAAGUUCAUGCACCAGACUACAUAUUUUACGAUUACAACACACCUGAUAAGCUACCACCAGACUUGGAGCACUCCUAUGAUCUUGUAGUAGCUGACCCCCCAUUUUUAUCUGAAGAAUGUAUAACAAAGACUUCAGAAACUAUUAAAUUAUUAGCCAAGGACAAAAUUGUAGUAUGCACAGGAGCUAUUAUGCAGGAGCAUGUAGAGAAACUGUUAAAUCUGAAGCUUUGUCAGUUCCAGCCUGAACAUAGGAACAAUUUAGCAAAUGAAUUUUCUUGUUACGCCAAUUUCAAUUUGGAUGAUGUUUUAAGAUAAUGUAUCUAUGUGUAUAUGUAUUUUAAGCUAUGUUAACCUAAUUUAAUUAGGUUUAAAUACUUUUUUUUUGUAAUAAACCAGUUAUAUUUUUC
This is a messenger RNA of Colias croceus (clouded yellow), 1043 nucleotides long. RefSeq names its product EEF1A lysine methyltransferase 1. Lineage: Eukaryota; Metazoa; Arthropoda; Insecta; Lepidoptera; Pieridae. Gene Ontology annotation, molecular function: nucleic acid binding; protein-lysine N-methyltransferase activity. The transcript is spliced from 3 exons. Gene Ontology annotation, biological process: methylation. The coding region runs from base 304 to 951 and encodes 215 amino acids. The record is from RefSeq and is a predicted model, not a curated record.